AAGCAGCCGCCGUCAUUCAGGACUCAGUCAGUGCCGCGGGACAGACAGCAGGCACAGAGACAGUGGCAGGGGCCUGCCCGCCACAGUACAUGGACACACACAGCCAGGUGUGUCUGCUAGCCUCGGAGCUAGCCGUGUCAUGACGUUUGGAGAGAUUUCUCACACAUCUGUACGCCUUUGCAGCGAGAAGCACCAACACCCUGUUUGCUCCCCUUUAGCCGAAACCAAGUGAGGAGGGUUUUUUUUUUUUUUUUUUUCGUGUCUGGUUGUAUUGUCAUUCUUACCGACAACCAAUUGGACCCAUUCGCGCUUUUUACUGGAUCGCAAUGGCAGAGAGAACCUCAACCGGGUUGCUAACGAUGAUGUUGGAGCCCACGCCGGCUGUCGCUAUGACUCUGCCGGCGGAGGUCCGGGAGAAGCUGGCGGAGCUGGAGCUGGAGCUCUCCGAGGGGGACAUCACUCAGAAGGGCUAUGAGAAGAAAAGAGGCAAGCUGUUGGCACCGUACAUCCCACAGAUACAAGGUGUAGAUCCUUCUUUACAAAUUGACAACAGGAUCCAGGCCUCGUCCCAAGCUGUUCCCCCAGGUUCCAAACACAACAAGUCUCGGGCUGCCAACACCAGGGAUGAACGCUUCAGAUCUGAUCUGCACACAGAAGCCGUCCAAGCAGCUUUGGCAAAGUACAAAGAGAGGAAAAUGCCCAUGCCCUCCAAGAGACGAUCUGUGCUAGUUCAGUCCUCUGUUGAGGCAUGCACCCCACCAGACACCUCCUCAGCGUCGGAAGACGAGGGCUCGCUGCGCCGGCAGGGACGUCUGGCCACCUCCACGCCUUACCAGGGCCACGGCCACGGCCACGGCCACCCAGCCGUUGAGCACUGGUUUAACCGUGUCAUCCAGGGUUCGUCCACCUCAUCCUCCGCGUCAUCCACCUCAUCCCACCCGGGAGGGAGAUCUGUCACCACCACCAACAGCACUGCCCACGCAGCCCUCAACGCCAACGCCGCAGCUUCUGCACUGGCCGACCUUAUGGCACACACCCACCUAGAUAACCACACAGCUCCCCCCGAUGUGACAGGGCUGUCAGAGCGCUCCUUGCUUCAUGCAGAGCGGCCCCAGGUGGCCUCGGUGCGAGGCGUCUCCCGCAGCCACAACCAUCACACCAGCGUCAUGGAGACUGCAGAUGGCUGUGAGUGGAGAGGUGAAGGAUCCCUCAGUUUAAUGGAUGGUGUUCCAGUAAACAGUCGUGUCUCCUCCAAAAUCCAGCAGCUGCUCAACACUCUUAAAAGACCAAAGCGGCCACCGUUGCGAGAGUUCUUUGUUGACGACUUUGAGGAGCUUUUGGAUGUCCAGCAGCCUGAUCCCAACCAGCCAAAGCCAGAAGGCCAGCAAAUGAGUCCCCUGAAAGGAGAGCCUCUCGGGGUGGUCACCAACUGGCCUCCCUCCUUGCCAGCAGCCUUACAACGGUGGGGCACCACACAGCCUAAGAGCCCCUGUCUGACGGCACUUGACAAUGCUGGCAAGCCCGUCUACACACUCACCUACGGAAAACUAUGGACCCGCAGUCAGAAACUGGCCUAUACUCUUCUUAACAAGCUGAGCACCAGAAAUGAGCCUUUGCUUAUGCCUGGAGAUAGAGUUGCACUUGUGUUCCCCAACAAUGACCCAGUGAUGUUCAUGGUGGCCUUCUACGGCUGUCUCCUGGCAGAGUUAGUGCCUGUGCCUAUUGAAGUGCCGCUGACCAGAAAGGAUGCAGGAAGUCAACAGAUUGGCUUUCUGUUGGGCAGCUGUGGAGUCACGUUGGCACUGACCACUGACGCUUGUCAGAAGGGCCUGCCCAAAGCACAAACAGGGGAGGUUGCCACUUUCAAAGGCUGGCCGCGGUUGCUGUGGUUUGUGACAGAUGGAAAACAUGUUGUGAAGCCUCCGAAAGACUGGCAUCCUCCAAUACGGGAAGCCAGUAAUGACAUAGCCUACAUAGAAUAUAAAACCAGCAAGGAGGGAAGCACUAUGGGGAUCACAGUGUCACAUUCAGCCAUGCUGGCUCACUGUCAUGCCCUCACACAAGCCUGCGGCUACACUGAGGCUGAGACCAUCACCAAUGUCCUGGAUUUCAAGAGAGAAGCAGGAUUAUGGCAUGGUGUUCUCACUAGCGUCAUGAAUCGUAUGCACGUGAUCAGCAUCCCUUACUCCCUGAUGAAAGUCAACCCCCUGUCCUGGAUACAGAAGGUUCACACAUACAAAGCGCGGGUAGCAGUGGUGAAGUCGAGGGACAUGCACUGGUCUCUGCUGGCUCAAAGAGACCAGAGAGACAUCAGCUUGAGCUCACUGCGCAUGCUGAUCGUAGCCGAUGGAGCCAACCCAUGGUCGAUAUCCUCCUGCGAUGCCUUCCUCAACGUGUUCCAGGCACGUGGGCUGCGACCUGAGGUGAUCUGUCCAUGUGCCAGCUCUUCAGAAGCCAUGACUGUCGCCAUCCGGAGACCUCCAGAAAUGGGCGUUCCUCCUCCAGGGAAAGCGGUGCUGUCUAUGGGUGGACUGAGCCACAGCGUGAUCCGUGUGGAUACAGAGGAGAAACUCUCUGUCCUCACGGUGCAGGAUGUGGGACAAGUCAUGCCUGGAGCUGUGGUUUGUGUGGUGCGGGUGGAGGGGACACCCUAUCUUUGUCAGACAGACGAGGUUGGAGAAAUCUGUGUGAGCUCAGGUUGCACUGGUGUAGCAUAUUACGGCCUCCCAGGCAUGACCAAGAACAACUUUGAGACCAUCCCAGUAACAUCAUCUGGGCUUCCCAUUAGUGACAGACCCUUCAGCAGGACCUCACUGCUGGGCUUUGUGGGACCAGACAGCCUUGUGUUUGUUGUGGGGAAGAUGGAUGGGCUGAUGGUGGUCAGUGGGCGGAGACACAAUGCUGAUGAUGUGGUUGCCACUGCGUUGGCAGUGGAGCCGAUGAAGUUUGUGUAUAGGGGGAGGAUAGCUGUGUUUUCUGUGUCAGUGCUGCAUGACGAGAGGAUUGUUGUUGUGGCAGAGCAGAGACCAGACGCCUCUGAGGAAGACAGCUUCCAGUGGAUGAGCCGUGUCCUUCAGGCCAUCGACAGCAUCCACCAGGUCGGGGUGUACUGCUUGGCUCUGGUGCCUGCCAACACGCUUCCAAAGGCUCCUCUAGGUGGCAUCCAUAUAUCUGAGACAAAGCAGCGCUUCCUGGAGGGCGCCUUGCACCCCUGCAACGUCCUCAUGUGCCCUCACACAUGUGUCACCAAUCUGCCCAAGCCGAGGCAAAAACAGCCAGAGGUCGGACCUGCUUCUAUGAUAGUGGGCAACCUGGUGGCCGGCAAGAGGAUAGCACAGGCCUGCGGGAGAGAUGUGGCCCAACUAGAGGACAAUGACCAGGCACGUAAGUUCCUAUACAUACAGGAUGUGCUACAGUGGAGAGCUCAGGCCACUCCGGACCAUCCUCUGUUUCUUGUUCUCAAUGCUAAGGGCACGGUAGCUAGUACAGCUUCCUGUCUGCAGCUGCACAAGCGGGCAGAGCGGGUGGCUGCAGCUCUUAUGGGACGCCUCAACACCGGGGACCACGUAGCGCUCGUCUACCCACCAGGAAUCGACCUGAUUGCCACCUUUUACGGCUGCCUGUAUGCUGGCUGUGUCCCAGUUACUGUCAGACCCCCACACCCACAGAACCUGGCCACCACUCUGCCCACCGUCAAGAUGAUUGUUGAGGUCAGUAAGUCGGUGUGCAUCCUGACUACUCAAGCAAUAAUGAAGCUGCUGAAAUCCAAAGAGGCCGCUGCUGCUGUGGACAUCAAGAGCUGGCCCAUGGUGCUGGACACAGAUGACCUCCCCAGGAAGAAGAGUCCCCAGAUGUACAAGCCUCCGACCCCUGAGAUGUUAGCGUACCUGGACUUCAGUGUUUCCACAACAGGCAUCCUAGCAGGAGUAAAAAUGUCUCACGCUGCCACCAGUGCCUUGUGUCGCUCCAUCAAACUGCAGUGUGAGCUCUACCCUUCUCGACAGAUCGCCAUCUGUCUGGACCCCUACUGUGGUCUGGGCUUCGCUCUCUGGUGCCUGUGCAGUGUGUACUCGGGCCAUCAGUCGAUCCUUGUUCCCCCUCUGGAGCUGGAGAGCAAUGCGUCUCUGUGGCUGGCGGCGGUCAGCCAGUACAAAGUUCGCGUCACCUUCUGCUCUUACUCAGUGAUGGAGAUGUGCACCAAGGGCCUGGGUGCACAGACGGAAGCACUGCGGUUGCGAAAUGUGAACCUGUCUUGCGUGCGCACAUGCAUGGUCGUAGCAGAGGAGAGGCCUCGCAUAUCACUAACUCAGUCCUUCUCAAAGAUUUUCAAGGACUUGGGGCUUUCACCACGUGCCGUCAGCACCACCUUCGGCUGCAGGGUGAAUGUGGCGAUCUGUUUGCAGGGCACAGCCGGACCAGACCCCACCACUGUUUACGUGGACAUGAGAGCUUUACGACAUGAUCGAGUUCGUUUGGUAGAGAGGGGGUCACCACACAGCUUGCCACUGAUGGAGUCAGGAAAGAUCCUCCCAGGAGUGAAGGUGAUUAUUGCCAACACAGAGACUAAAGGACCCUUGGGAGACUCCCAUCUAGGAGAGGUCUGGGUCAGCAGUCCUCACAAUGCUACAGGCUACUACACUGUUUAUGGGGAGGAGGCACUGCAUGCUGACCACUUCAACACCAAACUCAGCUUUGGCGAUACCCAGACUGUCUGGGCGAGGACGGGCUACCUGGGCUUCCUGCGGCGUACUGAGCUGACUGAUGCCAGUGGAGAGCGCCAUGACGCCCUCUAUGUGGUGGGCUCUCUUGAUGAGACUCUGGAGCUAAGGGGAAUGAGGUAUCACCCUAUUGACAUUGAAACCUCUGUCAUCCGUUCUCACAAAAGUAUAGCUGAAUGUGCGGUGUUCACUUGGACCAACCUGCUGGUGGUGGUGGUGGAGCUGGAGGGAUCAGAGCAGGAGGCCCUGGACCUGGUGGCUCUUGUCACCAAUGUUGUCCUGGAAGAGCACUACCUCAUUGUAGGUGUGGUGGUGGUGGUCGACCCCGGCGUCAUCCCCAUCAACUCCCGAGGGGAGAAGCAGCGCAUGCACCUGAGAGACGGCUUCUUAGCCGACCAACUGGACCCCAUAUACGUGGCCUACAAUAUGUGAGGACCCAGCUACAGGAGGUUCACCCCUCCAUGUGGCUUAUCACACAGCAGGACAGUAGAUACAGCGCUCGGAGCCAGAGGCAAGAGAGCUAGCUGCCCACUCAAUGAGACGUGAAAACUGCAAAACUUCUCAGCAAAACGGAGAUAAGAUUGACACAAACCUCAUGUCUGUUUCUCCCUGUGAUUUCCUGCCUCAACAAAUAAUGUUUUCAUGGGCGUUUUGGUUGUGUUAAAGUGAGUUUUGUAUGUAUGACGGAAGAUUUGACUCCUCAAAACCAGGACACCCCAUAGCAGUAAGACGGUAGUUAAAAUAUAACACUACACUGUGUAAUUAACAUGAUUUUCUUUGUCAGUCUCCAAAAUUAUGAAUGUUAAUUGUGUUUGCCAGUACCCAAACUCAAACAAGCUCUAACAUGUUUCAUGUUCACAGAGCCUCCUGGGGCAUUAGAGGUCAUAUGCUUUUCAUAAAUCCCACAAACAUUGUCGUCACAUCUGUGGGAAUAACUCGGCUGCACCCUUGAGGUGAACCCUGGUUUUUGUGUUCGAGCUAGUGCUUUAGUUUGUAGUGUCAAUAAGAUAAUUGCUUAUAAACAAUGUUGUGGUUCGACUCAAUCUUGUUCUUUUCUAAAUCUAAAAUGUGUAAUAUACUGUAGUUAUUUUAUCAGAACAAAAUGCAAUAUGAGUGAUGUGAACGAUGUUGCUUUUGAAUGACUGCAGACAGUAAGUGCCGAUCAUUCAAAGUCAUGAGAUGGCGAGGAAUAUAAUCGUUGCUUACCAUAAGCAAUGUGCCAAAUGAUAUGAAUUAAGCCUUAAGUGUUUUCUCAGAUGCCUGUUCCUAUCUUAGCUCCUGUUUAACUUAAUUUUGUCAAGUUUAUCAGCUGUUGGAUAGGGAGGGAAUAUGCAGAAGGAGGUUAGGUCUGGUAAAUCCUGCUCUUAUUGCACCCAAAGUCUUUCAUCUUUUUAGCAAACAUGAAUAUACUUGAUCCUUACAUCAGCCAUUGCAAACACACACUUACUCCAUAAAUGUUUUUUUAACAAUGUCUGUCCCCAUUGUUAAUGGUGUUGAAUGUGUGUUUUAUAAAAGACUGGAAACGAUAGCAGUCGCUCUGGGUUUGAUGCAGAAUGUCAUAGCCUCGUUUCGAGUGCCAUAAGGUUGAAUGAGAGUCGAGAGUUGCAUGUACUGUACGAGGCAAGUGUGUAAUAUGCUCGUAACACCACAACCUCCCAUCUUAUCACAUUGACUUUGUAAAGAUUCACUUCACUGUGUGUUGCUUCUUUUUUCUAUGUGCACAUCCCUUCAGAAACAGGCCACCAGCCUGCUGUAAGUAUGUACAGGUUUUGUGUAAAUUAUUAAUAGAAGGAGAAAAUGGCAGGAAGCAUAACACAAAGACUGAAUCUGGUAAAUAUGUGAACUUCUCCCUCACAGACAAAAAUUUGAAAUGGAUUCUCAUGUGUGGACUUUGGGGAAAAGACAUGAAAAGCCUUGUUAACAUUUUUUAUAGUAUGAAUGAACUGUGGGAACAGGCCAGAGUGAGACAAAGCACACUCCGAGCACAAGGAGAAGACAGUGACUGCUGAGAUGUCACAUCCUCCGGAGCAAACUUUUGUUGUUAACAUAUGGAAAGAUACAUUUGUCUGAUAUACGGUUAGUUGUCAUUAUUUUCAUAACAUGAUUUCUUAAUGAAUAAAAAAGUGC
Messenger RNA from Scomber scombrus (Atlantic mackerel), 6845 nucleotides. RefSeq names its product disco-interacting protein 2 homolog A (gene dip2a). Bases 327 to 5150 code for a protein of 1607 amino acids. The record is from RefSeq and is a predicted model, not a curated record. Gene Ontology annotation, cellular component: cell surface. The transcript is spliced from 39 exons. Lineage: Eukaryota; Metazoa; Chordata; Actinopteri; Scombriformes; Scombridae.